Mugil cephalus (flathead mullet) is the source of this 771-nucleotide messenger RNA. It is a transcript of the gene ska2, whose product is annotated as spindle and kinetochore associated complex subunit 2. Gene Ontology annotation, molecular function: microtubule binding. The transcript is spliced from 5 exons. Bases 102 to 476 code for a protein of 124 amino acids. The record is from RefSeq and is a predicted model, not a curated record. Gene Ontology annotation, biological process: cell division; chromosome segregation; mitotic cell cycle. Lineage: Eukaryota; Metazoa; Chordata; Actinopteri; Mugiliformes; Mugilidae. Gene Ontology annotation, cellular component: outer kinetochore; spindle microtubule.
AGAACAGGAAGUAGUGCGCGCACACAGCCGUCCAAUCAUCUGCCUCUAUUCCUGAUCACAUGACCGACCCGGAGCCCGCAUCAGACUGAAAACUAUUCAACAUGGAGACAACAGUGGAAAAGCUGGAGGCGAUGUUUCUGAACUCAGAGGCAGACCUGGGAUACAUCGAGAAGCGGCUGAAGCUCGACUUCAUCAACGUCACCGCGGAGAAUGGGUGUCCCGCUGAGGAAAACCCAGCCUUGAUGUUGGAAAACCUGAUGGCUAUCAAGGCCAAACACGCAGCACUGUGCUCCCAGGUGAAGGAGAUCGUAGCUGCACAGCAAGAGUCAAUGGAUUCGAUCAGGAAAAGCCUCAGUGAUGCCAUGGAGCUGGUGGAACACUUCAAACAGACGGCGGAUGUGGAGGUGGAGCCACUGACAGAGCCUGAGCAGGAGUCUGCAGAGCUGCUGGGUUUGGCUGUCACUCAUGACACAUAAUAGGUGUUCCCCAUACAACAUUACUGAAACGUAAUGACAAACCUAAAUGUACAGUCCUGUCCUCGUACUUAUUCAACUACCUUCAUUCACAGAAGAAAACAUCCGUAAUAGACGAAGAAAGCCUUUUUAUUGUAUCAGAUAUGUAAAGCUGUAUUAAUCAAAUGCACAUGUGCUAAUUGUUUAACUUUGAAUGUGUCGUUUUAGUCAGAUUUGAUUGUUAAAUGAACAUUAAUGGACACAUCUUUCUCAGAGUUUAUGUAUAUUUAGAAUUAAAAAAAACAAUUGUUGAAAAAAA